AUGGCACCACCACCACCCACCGCACAGGGCGAGACGCUCCAAGAUCGCCUUCUGAAGCUCGCUCAGACGCUGCAGUUCGCAUGGUUUGUCGGCCAUGUGACUCUGCUCCUGACCACCCUCCGCUAUGGCCUCAGCUACAUCAUGUUCAGAUACUACAGCCGCUGGGCCCAGUUCAGCUACCGCACCGCUUUCGUAGCGGCAGCAGCGACAUACGGCAUUGUUGUCUUUAAGGGAUACCGUGCCCGUCAGAAGAGUGGAAAGGCACCGCAGAGCCCAGUUGCUUUGGUGACCGACGAGAAUGUGCAAUAUCUUGCAAUGGCCCUACUCUGGCUCUUUUCCCGCCAGUACCCGCUCGCAUUGCUGCCAUACGCCAUCUACAGCGUGUUCCACGUCCUGACUUACACUCGCGGCAUUCUCCUCCCAACUCUCCAGCCCCCACCAGCUACACCUGCUGGCCAGAAGCCCCAGUCCUCCGGUCUUGCCGACACCAUUGGCCGUUUCGUUAAGGACUACUACGAUGCCAGCAUGUCUCUUGUCGCCGGCCUUGAACUUGCCCUGUGGUUCCGCAUCCUUGGCUCUGCUAUCAUCUUCGUCAAGGGUAGCUGGAUCAUCCUGGCCCUCUACACCGUCUUCCUGCGCGCCCGCAUUAGCCAAAGCACUUUCGUCCAGGGCAUGAUCAAGCAGGCCGGUGCUCGCGGUGAUGCGCUCGUCCAGAGGCAAGACGUGCCACCAGCGGCCCGCCAGGCAUGGGACACCGCCAAGAACGUCCUUAAGCAGAUUCAUGACCAGACCGACAUCAACCGCUAUGUCGGUGGUGGUGCCGCCGCCCAGCAGCAGCCAAAGAAGGCGCAGUAA
Molecule: messenger RNA, 855 nt
Organism: Zasmidium cellare ATCC 36951
Lineage: Eukaryota; Fungi; Ascomycota; Dothideomycetes; Mycosphaerellales; Mycosphaerellaceae
Exons: 2
Coding region: 1-855 (284 amino acids)
Biological process (GO): membrane organization; endoplasmic reticulum tubular network organization
Cellular component (GO): membrane; endoplasmic reticulum
Source: RefSeq, a predicted model, not a curated record